This is a messenger RNA of Scleropages formosus (Asian bonytongue), 1598 nucleotides long. RefSeq names its product high mobility group protein B1-like. Gene Ontology annotation, biological process: regulation of transcription by RNA polymerase II. The record is from RefSeq and is a predicted model, not a curated record. Bases 10 to 639 code for a protein of 209 amino acids. The transcript is spliced from 5 exons. NCBI's taxonomy places the organism in Eukaryota, Metazoa, Chordata, Actinopteri, Osteoglossiformes, Osteoglossidae.
UUGCUGCGUAUGGGGCUGCGUAGACGCAAACCAGUCAGAGUGCCCAUGCUGACCCCUGUCCAUCGCCGGAAGAGCCAACAAUGGACAUGUGAGCGUCAGAACUGGACCAUGGAGCAAUGGAAGAAGAUUUGCAGGGAGGAGCACAAGAAGAAACACCCAGAUGCCAGCGUCAACUUCUCCGAGUUCUUUGAGAAGUGCUCUGAGCGAUGGAAGAUUAUAUCUGCCAAGGAAAAGGCAAAAUUUGAAGAGUUGGCCAAGCAAGACAAGGUCCGUUAUGACAGGGAAAUGAAGAACUAUGUCCCACCAAAGGGCAAGAAGAAGAAGCGAACAAAAGACCCCAGUGCUCCUAAGAGACCCCCAUCUGCAUUCUUCAUAUUCUGUGCUGACCAUCGCCCAAAAAUCAAGAGUGAAAAUCCUGGAUUGUCUAUUGGCAACAUAGCAAAGAAGCUGGUAGAGAUGUGGAACAACACAUCUGCAGAAGACAAGCAGCCAUAUGAGGAGAAGGCAGCUAGAAUGAAGGAGAAAUAUGAUAAGGACAUUGUGGCCUACCAUGGCAAAGGCAAGCCAGUUCCUGCCACAGCGACAAAGGCAAAGAAAAAAGAUGAAGAGGAGGAUAAAGAGGAAGAUGAUGAUGAAUAAAUUCGCUACGCAUAGAACCUAGAUUCUUGUUUAAUAUAACUGAGCCUCCCUUUCCCCUUAUAUACACUCAUUUAUCCAAAUAAUAAAAUGCAAAACAAAGUGUUAGGCUAUGUAUAUCAGAAGUUUUUAAGCUGGAUGGUUUUUUUUUUUUUUUUGUAAAGUUAGCACUGCAGAAGUUUCUGUUUCUUACUUUAGUGGUAGUUCAUGAAUUACUUGGCCGUUACCUGGCACUGGUUGUGAAACAACAUGCAGGAGUUGGGAUUCCAGUUGAUGCACAGCACAAAGUUUUAUUUUAUAUGGGGUAGUUGUUUGUUUGCAGAUGUAUUUUUGUUUUGCUUUUUAAAUCAAGUUUUGCCUUAACAUUAAGUCUUUUGCUGUACUUUGAAUAUCAGUGUAAUUGCAAGAAUAAAAAUGCAGCUCUUUUUGUUGACAUUCUGAAUGCUUCCAAAGUUAAAUCUUUUUGUAAAAAACCAAACUGAACAUAACUAUUCAUGAUUUCAGUGAGGUGCUGACCAAAAUGAUCAGUGGUCUAUUUUUACUUGAAUCAGGUGUUUAAAAAAAUGUACUGGAUGGUCUUACACAACUAAAUUGCUAAAAUGGGGGUGGAUACCCCCUCUCUCCAUGGGCUGAAGUGUAUGAUGUUUUUGAUUUGUUUUGGUACUUAAGCAAUUCAGGGAGUGAUUUACCUCAACUGACAUUUUAAAUGUAUCUCAUCUUUAGACUUAUGGAGAUUAAAAGGCUUGAAGGCAUUUUACAAGGAUCCACCUUGUACAAUGCAAAUGCUGUGCGCUGAGAACAGCAGGCACAAGUCCUCAGAGAAACAGGGUUGUGGUUCUGCCGCUGUUCUACCCUGGAGCAAGACAUUUAACUUAAACUGAUCCAUUAAAAUAACCAGUUCUAUAAAAGGAUGAAAUUGUGGAUUUGGACUGAAGUGUCAGCUAAACAAAAUGGCAAUAAAA